AUGCUGAGGACCCUCGUUCUUCUAUCAUCCGUGGCAAUCUUGUCGACAUGGGCGGUCAAGUGUAAGUACGACAAUCAAGAUUUGGACAACAAUCAGAUUAUUGUCGUCCAAAACGCGUUCAGAAUCAAGUGUCUCACGGAGGACAACGGAUCGUGGAAGACUGAAAUCGUCGGAUGUGUUGCUCCAGAUGGUACUGAAAUCGACGCCGGACAGAAGAAAGAAGUUGGAGAUAAGGUUCAUGAGUGCGUCAAGACCGAGGGAGGACAAGUCUCGUUGAAGGAGUCAAAGGGACGUUUGGCUGCUUGUCCAGGAGGACAGAAGAAUGGAGAGGAAUGGCAAGAGAAGUCGUUCAAAUUCCGUUGCGGAGACGGCGGAGUUGUCAAGUUCAUCGCAUGCGUUGGACAAGACGGAAGUGUCAUCAACUCUGGGGAGACUGGAAAGAUUGGAGGAUUCGAUGUGAAAUGUUUGCAACACGCAAAUGGUACUAUCACAAUGCAAGCUGCCAACGACCCGAAAAGCUAUGAAUGCAAGGCUAAGGAUGGAUCCAUGAAGAAGAACGGAGAAGAGUACAUUGAGGGAAAUUUCGUGAGAAAGUGUGCCGAUUAUGGACAAGGAAAGAUUAUUGGAUGCUAUGCUGAGAGCGUUGGAAACACUAUCGGAGUCAACCAGAACGUCACGGCUGGAGACGUGAUCUACAGUUGCAAACAGGACGGAUCCAACUACAGCUUCAAGACCUACAACCUCAAGGCACCUGUCGUAUACUCGAUGUGUGAACAAGACGGAAAGCAGUACAAAAAUGGAUCUACUUUUAUCUCGAGAGAAUCCUUCCGUAUGAAAUGUGUGACUUUCAAAAACUUGACCUCUACUCUUGAAGUUGUCUCCUGUAUCACUCCGGCCGGUGUUGAGAUUGCUAUCGGUACCCAAUUGGAAGAGGGAGAUAGGGUAUUCGAGUGUACAUCUGGCAAUGUUACGUUGAAAUCUACACCUGGACAGACUGGAAAAUGCAGAGGAACUUAUAAAGUUGGAGAGGAAUGGGUUGAGGAUUCAUUCAAGUUCGCUUGUGAGCCAUAUGGAAAGAUUAUUAUCAAAAGUUGUGUCACAAAAGAAGGAACUGAAAUUCCACUGGGAGAUGCUAAGAGAGUUCCAGCUGGAUAUGCAAUGGAAUGUGUCAUCGUCAAUGGACACGUGGCUCUUCAAACUGCAAAAACUUUCGACUGUGAGACUGGAACAGGGGAGACUAAGAAAUUCGGAGAAACAUGGAAUGAGGGCAAUUUCGUCCGCCGUUGCGCCAACCACGGAGUCUCUGAGAUCAUUGGAUGCUACGUGGAUAAUGUGGGAUCCGUUGGACUCAACCAGAACUUGACUUCUGGAGAUCUCCUCUAUUUGUGCAUUCACCAGAAUGAUCAGUUCAAAUUUAGAACUUUGAGAGCUCAAUAA
Molecule: messenger RNA, 1437 nt
Organism: Caenorhabditis remanei
Lineage: Eukaryota; Metazoa; Nematoda; Chromadorea; Rhabditida; Rhabditidae
Exons: 8
Coding region: 1-1437 (478 amino acids)
Source: RefSeq, a predicted model, not a curated record